Messenger RNA from Aureobasidium musti, 861 nucleotides. Lineage: Eukaryota; Fungi; Ascomycota; Dothideomycetes; Dothideales; Saccotheciaceae. The record is from the annotation of a GenBank genome assembly.
AUGGCCGAAUACUCCAAGAUGAAGAACGCCGAGCUCGAGGCGCUGCUCAAGGAGCGCAACCUCCCUCACACUGGCAAGAAGGCAGACCUCAUCAAGCGACUCCAAGACCACGAUGCGCAAACUGCCGAUGGCUCUGCACCCAAGAACGACGACGAGAUCGACUGGGACGACGAACCUGCCGCAGCAGCAGCCUCCAAAGCAAGCACAGAUGCCGCCGCCGUCGCAAUCGCAGCCGGUGGUCAAGGACAACCUCCCAACCCACAAGCCGUUCCCAACCAGCAAGCCGACAUCGAUCCUUCGCAGACAGACGACCUCACAGUGAUCAAGCCUGCCGAUGACGCGUCAACAGCCCAACCCGCAGACACCGCAGAUGCCAGCGCACCUUCAGAAGCUCAACCAGAAGAACCCGCUAAGCCUGCCGUCGACUUCACCUCUGGACUCGCCAAGACGACUCUGGACCAAGAGAUUGAGAAGCGCAAGGCGCGCGCAAAGAAGUUCGGCUUGAAUGAGGAUGAGGACGAGGCAUUGAAGGCCUUGGAGCGCGCAAAGCGCUUCGGCAACACCGAGAUGCCCGGCAAGCUCAACGAAGCACUUCCUGAGCGUCGCGAGCGCAAGAGAGGUGCUCCUACCGACGGAGAGCAGCAAGGUGCCAGCAAGAAGCGCGAGAACAACGACAACAACAGCAACAACAGACGCGGUGGUCGCAGAGACGGUAGAAAGGGAGGUGCACAAACUCAAGCAAAGGCACCCGCUCCAGCCGCAGCUGCACCUGCAAAGAAGGAGAAGCCGCAAAUGAGCGAGGCAGACCGGGCAAAGGCUGAGGCUCGCAAGGCAAGAUUCGCAACAUCAUCAUCGUCAUAG